Leptidea sinapis is the source of this 746-nucleotide messenger RNA. RefSeq names its product putative nuclease HARBI1. Lineage: Eukaryota; Metazoa; Arthropoda; Insecta; Lepidoptera; Pieridae. The record is from RefSeq and is a predicted model, not a curated record. The coding region runs from base 254 to 625 and encodes 123 amino acids. The transcript is spliced from 3 exons.
UAAAAACAAUAUCAUUCUAAUUGAAACUACUAAAAAUCUUUGCUUAUAUAUUUUCAUCAAAAUUGCUUCUUCUAGCAACCACAGAACUUUUCUUCUAAUUACAUUUUGUUUAAAAGCUUUUCUAUUGAAAAUUGUCCACAGGUCAUAAUAUUUCUGUGUCAAUAUUCCAACCAGAAACAAUUUAUACUUACAGAUCCUUACUGCCCUUGCAUUUUAUGGGAGAGGGAGCUAUCAGGGAGCAGUGGGACUAAAUAUGAAUGGCCCUAUGGCACAGCCAACUGUGUCAAAGUGCCUCAAACAAGUAACCGAGGCACUUAAUAGUUCAUCCACAUUAAGGACAUUUUUUAAUGAAAAAUAUGGGUUUCUUGGCAUAUGUGGAUGCAAUGACUGUACUCAUAUAGCUAUUGUGAGGCCACAAGAAAAUGAGCGUUUUUUUAAUAGAAAACAUUUUCACUCCAUUAAUUGUCAAGUGAUAUGUGAAGCAAAUUGCAAAAUAAUUAGUAUAGAUGCCUCAUAUGGUGGAAAUACUCAUGACUCAUUUAUUUGGCAGAAUAGUGAAAUUUGUGACCACCUGGAGAGUCUCACUAAUACCACAGAUGAGACCGCUAUACUACUUGGUUCUUAGAACAAUUUUUAUUAAAUUUUCAUUAAUAUUAUUGUUAACAAAUAAAAUUACAAUAUUUCAUGUUUACAUACUUCAUUGUUAUGUGUUGUUAAUUAAAAUAUAGAUGUAAUGUUAUGUUUGA